Messenger RNA from Asterias rubens (European starfish), 5153 nucleotides. RefSeq names its product myosin-IIIb-like. Lineage: Eukaryota; Metazoa; Echinodermata; Asteroidea; Forcipulatida; Asteriidae. The record is from RefSeq and is a predicted model, not a curated record. Bases 356 to 4162 code for a protein of 1268 amino acids. Gene Ontology annotation, biological process: regulation of DNA-templated transcription. Gene Ontology annotation, molecular function: protein binding; cytoskeletal motor activity; ATP binding. The transcript is spliced from 27 exons. Gene Ontology annotation, cellular component: myosin complex.
UUGAAAUAAACGAGUAACUACUGCGUAAAAAACAUUGCGGAAGUAAGACUUGCUGGAUUUGAUCGUAUGGUUUGAUCAUGCUUUGAUUCCAUUUGUCUUCAUUUUUUCCCGAGUGGUUGUGAAUUUUUAGCCGAGUGUAUUAACGAUUUCGUAGUUUGCAGCUAGUGUUGUGACGCCUAAGAACAAUCAGACAGGCCGGUACAGACGCGACGCGAUCUGCGGUUACCGAUCUACCAUUGUACUAGAGGUUUCCGUCCGUCAGUGGACUGAGUAAAAUCUGCUGAAACAACGCACUCAAAAAUACUGACUUGGUGAUUUUAUAAGGCCCCUAAAACCCCAGAGAGGUUUUUCCAAGAUGGCGACUGGGCCCAUCGACGACCUAGCAACGCUGGAAGCACUGGAUGAGGCUGCCAUACUGUCUGAGCUAAAGAAACGCUACGCGCAUGACGCAAUCUAUACGUACAUUGGAGACAUUCUCAUUGCUAUCAACCCGUACAAGCCGCUCUCAAUUUAUUCGUAUCAGAUAUCAUGUUCCUAUACGAACCUUCAAUACAGACAGGCACUACCGCCCCACAUCUUCGCAGUAGCAGACAAAGCGUACAGCAGUAUGAAGCGACUGGGCAUGCGCCAAUGUUGCGUCAUCAGUGGCGAAUCAGGAGCGGGGAAGACUGAGAGCGCCAAGUACCUGAUUGGUCACAUCAUCAGCCAUUGUAACAGUCAAAAGAAAAGUCUACAGGAAAAGAUUUUACAGGUGAACCCUCUGUUGGAAGCAUUCGGCAACGCUCGGACCACUAUGAACGACAACUCAAGCAGGUUCGGCAAAUUUCUAGAACUGAUAUUUACACACGAUGGACGAAUAGUAGGGGCAACAAUUGAUCAGUAUCUUCUCGAGAAAUCUCGCGUUGUUAACCAAGGCAAACGGGAACGAAAUUUCCACAUCUUCUACUACAUGUUUGCUGGACUGACUGAGCAACAGCUGUUGAACCUACUGCUGUCACCCCCUGAAAAACACAGAAUAAUAAAUGCUGCUGGUGGUCAGAGUGUAUAUGAAAGCGAAGAAGAGUUUUUGUUCAAUCAGAAAAUGUACGACGAGCUGCAAGACAUCAUGGAGCUCGUAGGCUUCACUCAAGAGGAUAUCUGGAUGAUAUUCACCAUCUUAUCGGCGGUAAUUCAAAUUGCUGAUAUUGAUUUUGACUUCGAUGAGGAAACGGGAGGUUCAUUUAUUGUUGAUGAAUACAUACUCAAAGUUGUGUGUAACUUGCUUGGAUUGGAUGUGGUUGAGAUGGCAACGGCACUAGUAUCCAAUGUAUCACAUACACGAGGAGAGCAGAUUCUAACGUUGAAGACGGUAGCUCAAGCAAACGAUGGCCGCGAUGCCCUAGCCAAGGCGCUGUACAGCCGGCUGUUUACAUGGAUCGUGCGGCAAAUCAACACACUCAUAGCCCCAGGUCCUCAACAUGGGGGAACGCAGGGCUACGAAGUUGGUAUCCUGGACAUCUAUGGGUUUGAAAGCUUCGAGACGAACAGCUUUGAGCAGCUGUGCAUCAAUGUCACCAAUGAGCAGCUUCAGUACUACUUCAAUCAGCGAAUAUUCGCAUGGGAGCUGACUGAAUACGCCAGCGAAGGGGUGUCCCAUGCUAAGAUCAAGUUCCAGGACAACCAACCGGUCCUCGAUCUUUUUCUUGCUAAACCACUCGGUCUGUUCUCCAUACUGGACGAGGAGAGCCGGUUCCCACAGGCCUCUGACGUCACGUUUGUCAACAAAGUGGUUAGUAACCACGGCAAGAACAGCAACUUUCUGAAGGAGAAGAAGGCCCGGGGACACACGACUAAAUUCGGAAUCACACACUACGCUGGAGAACUUUGGUACGACGCCCAAGGGUUCCUGGAGAAGAACCGAGAUACGUUCAGUGCUAACAUGACAGAGAGCAUGCUACAUAGUGAGCAUGGACUCCUAAGGUAUCUAUUCAGUACGAGCGAGACAGAAUCAUCCGUAGAAACGAACCCCCAUGGACCGUUCACAGUACCCCAGAGUCAGAAAGACAUCCUCCUAUGCAAGCCACCUCCUAAAAUCAUCCAUGAUGGGACAGUCAGUGUGUCUCGCGCCGCAACAAGGAAACUCAGGAAGCAAAUGAAAGACGAAAAACAACAGAAGCAGAAGCAGAAAGAAGACAAAAAUAAACGGCGAACACUGCCCUCUAUCGGCUCACAUUUCAAGCAAUCGCUGACGGGCCUAAUGGCCAAAAUGCUCGGUGCGGAGCCGCAGUUCGUCCGAUGCGUAAAGCCCAACAGUCGGAGUCAGAAUGAUGUAUUCGAAGACAAGCUCGUACAACGGCAGCUGCAGUACACCGGCGUGCUCGAGACCAUCAAGAUAAGACGCAUGGGCUUCCCGUCUAGAUUAGUCUUCGCAGAUUUUAUAAGAAGGUAUAAGUUCAUAGCGUUCCCACUGUCUGCGCCCUUAAAAAUUGGACCGGGCCCCUGCAAGAAAAUACUUCAGACGGCUGGUCUGACGGGGUUCGAGAUCGGAAAAACAAAGGUGUUCCUGAAGUACUGGCACUCCGAGAAACUCGACACACGUCUCGACCAACUCACCGCGAGCAUCGUCACCUGCCAGCGGUACGCGCGCGGUAGGAUCGGCCGUAAAUACACGCGAUCUGUCCGGGAGAGGGGCUGGAAGCAACGAGGUGCUCUGCUGGAGUUUCUAGAAGAGGUGGAAGUUUACAACGAGAGGUUCUACAGGGCGAUGGCCAAGCUGGACAAAAUGGACAAGGAACGAUUCGAAGCUAAAAGGAGACAGAUGUUGCUUGGCGAGCUACGAGUCAAGACUGAUGAGAGGCAAAAACUGAUCGUUGAGCAGAAGGAGCGCAAGAAGGUACCACCUCCCACAGCACCCAAGAGAUACAGCUAUGGUGUCCCUGUAGCUGCAGCUGCAUUGAAUGGUGCUGCUACAGAGAGAGCUCAGAUUCCCACCAAGAAAAGCAGAAUAGAAGAGGAGCUUCUUGGUGAAUUAGAAUACCAGCUGCCUAGGAUAGACCCUGAUGCAUGGGGUAAGGUCUACUUCCUAGAGAAGAGAUGUCGUCUUGUAGACUUUAACAUCAAGUCUCCUGCUGUCAUUAUAGAUGGCUCAAAGUUUCAGUAUCCUGGCAGACUGGGUUUUGGUGCAUUACACAACCCCCUUCGUGACAAACAGACUGAGAAAGUGCGCAACCACAUUGGCAAGGGGGUCCAAGUGGAGGUGGACAAAGAGGGCAAUGUGUGGGCCACCAGGCUGGGCAAGAACGAGGUGUUCGUCAAGGGUUGUUUCGACCCUGAAAACCACUGCAUCUCAGCUGAUCUCAUUGAGAGAAUGGGUCAUUUAGAAACAAACGAACCAAUGAAGGUGUUUGACAUAAGAGAGUACAAGAUCCAGCUGGCUCUGGAGGCCAAGAAAUCCGACCAGUCAGAGAUUGACAAGAAGAGGCUGAAGCAGUUAUGCGUUGUGUCACUCAGCUUUGUCAAGGAUGCUGUGGAAGAUAUCAACACACCGUGCUGGAUAAGCAUUGUGGUUCUCCCUGCACUCAGGCUGGAUAAUCCGAAAACAAUGGUUAAAUUUAAAGAUGUAAAUCCUGAAGUAUCCAUUCAAAUGGUUCUCCAAGAUGCAACUAAGAUCCUAUCUGUGUACCGUACAGCCAAACAGAUUGAGUCCAGUGAAAUGGGACGAUCGGCUAGCCGCAAGUGGGCCAAGUCUAACAUGCGACGCUCCAACUUUGAGAAAGAGAACAACAAGAAAGAAGGUCGGAGAGCUCGACUGACUGAGAUGGAGAAAGCUAAGGCUAUGGGGAUGGAGGCAAAGUACAGUUGGGAGAACGGCAACGGAGACAAAGUGCCUACAGAAGACAUGGAUCGUCUUUCUAUUUCUGGUGAGAGUGAUACAGGCUCAACUCUGUAUCAGAGUGAAGCCGGCCUCAACUACCAAGGGUCAUCAGUCAGACGAGCGGUGCUACGCUCACUCUCAACUCGUAAUGCCGCUGCCUUCCGUCAGCGGAGCCUCAAGCGAAACCAGGAUGCCAAUCAGGGAGACCCCUCGGCCACGGAAGAUCCCUACUCCGCCAAUGGAGGGCGCCGUGUCUGGGCCAAAGCCAAGCAGCAACAGCGCGACAGAGAGGCUGAUGAAAUCUUCUGAGAUUUAGCUCAAUCUGGGUUAAGAAAGGAUUAAGAAAAAAAACGUAAGGCACUGUUGUGAAUGAUUUCGGGACAAAGUAUUUCAAUAUCUUAAACUCAACAUAUCACACUGUGAUGAUGCAGUCGCCCACUCUUGGAAACUGUACACUGAGGUUGAUUAUACAAAAACUAUCUGAGAUUAGCUCUUCUGGAUUAGAGAGGAUUAAGACAAUGCGGAAGACGAGGCAAAUAGCGCCCUGGGGUGAUAUUGGCCCUUCCCGGUGUACUAACACCAUGAACCUCAUCACAGCAUGCAACAAUUUGUAUAAUUGCUAACUUUUUGAAAUUGUGAAUGACUUAAAUUGAAAACCCUGGCUGAUGACACUUUGCAUGAGGCUGGGCAAAUUCAUUUCCAUUUUGCUGGUUUUUGAUGAAGAUUUACUUUAUAAAGUUAAGAAUUUUAUGGGUGCAUCUUAUUCCUGCCAAGCUUUUGUGCCUUUUAAUUGAAUGACAACUAGUAUUCAUUAAUGUUAUAUCAACACAAUGAACAUGACAUACAUGUACAUGUAAAUGAUGGCAGCAAGUCAAAAGCUUUAUAUAUUAACUGCAGUUCAUAUAUAAUGGUGUCAAUAAUUUAAAAUAAAUACUGCAAGUAAAGAGAAUGUAAUAUGUUGACAUGCUUGUGAUGGGUUUUUGAUACAAAAUAUUGUAUUUAAAAUAAGUAAAACAAAAUUGUGAUACUUUGUUUCAAAUUAUAACUGACGGAUCUAGGAUUCCCCUUUAUUUCUUUGAAUGCAACGCGGCCCUUAUUAAGGUUGAAGUCAGUCUAAAAUGUUCAAUAGACUGAUAUUUUGAGCAAAUUUGUUGUGUUGUGGGCGAGUGGUCUGCUGCACCAGACUCAAGUUUUAAUGACUGAGCCAUCAGAGUGAAAAAUUGUCUACUUAAAGACACUGGACACUACCAGUCUUCUCACUUGGUGUAUCUCAACAUAUGCAUAAAAAUUGAGCUCAAUU